AUGGCGGUCCCACUUGUGUGCGCUCUCAACACAUGUCCCAUCGAAUGGGGCUACGUACACUAUCAGCCGUCAAUCGGUGGAAAUGCAUUUAUGCUUGCAGCCUUUGGCUUGCUCACAGUCCCGGCUCUAUAUCUGGGGAUCACCCACAAAGUCAAACUAUUCACGUUCUGCUUCGUGAUGGGACUGCUGGGGGAAAUAACCGGAUAUAUCGGGCGGCUUCUUUUACACAACAAUCCGUUUAGUAAAAACUACUUUCUCAUAUACCUUAUAUGCACGACUAUCGCGCCCACAUUUACCGCUGCGGCUGUUUAUUUGACGCUAGCUCGGAUUGUGGUUGUUUAUGGAGAAGGCAUCAGUCGAAUCCGUCCUCGAACGUACACACUGCUUUUCAGUGGUUUCGAUCUCAUCGCUUUGGUGGUUAUAGCGGUGGGAGGGGGUAUGGCAGCCGUUGUUGUUUUGCAAUGGAAGAUCGAUCGUGGAACGCACAUUAUGGUCGCUGGCCUUGUGGUCCAGGUCGUCAGCCUUGUGGCAUUCUUAGCUCUUUGCUUCGAAUACGCCUUACGAGUACGCAAAUAUCGAGGCGAGCUUAACCCCAAAUACGCUGUUCUUCGCGAAAACCCUCGUUUCAAACGCUUUUUGUAUGCCCUCGCAGCAGCUACGAUCUUCCUGUUCAUUCGAGCUGUGUACCGAGUAGCCGAGCUUUCAGGAGGGUUCAGAGGCAAGCUAGCUCAAGAUCAAGUUUUGUUCAUGGUUCUUGAUGGAGCGAUGGUCCUGAUAGCCUGUAUCAUCUUGACAAUCUUUCACCCAGGACUGGCCUUCGGAGGCGCUUGGAAGGACGCGUCAUUCCGCUGGGGCUCGAGAAAAUCGGAUAGUGAGUCGAUGAUGCGGGAUGUUCCGACUGAGUCUGUUUCCUACAACGGAAAAAAUUGA
Penicillium daleae is the source of this 930-nucleotide messenger RNA. RefSeq names its product RTA1 domain-containing protein. The record is from RefSeq and is a predicted model, not a curated record. Gene Ontology annotation, cellular component: fungal-type vacuole; plasma membrane. The coding region runs from base 1 to 930 and encodes 309 amino acids. The transcript is spliced from 2 exons. Lineage: Eukaryota; Fungi; Ascomycota; Eurotiomycetes; Eurotiales; Aspergillaceae.